Molecule: messenger RNA, 2259 nt
Organism: Trypanosoma grayi
Lineage: Eukaryota; Euglenozoa; Kinetoplastea; Trypanosomatida; Trypanosomatidae
Product: polyprenyl synthase
Exons: 1
Coding region: 1-2259 (752 amino acids)
Biological process (GO): isoprenoid biosynthetic process
Molecular function (GO): prenyltransferase activity
Source: RefSeq, a predicted model, not a curated record
AUGAGAGGUGUAAAACGAUCCAGAAAUGACAAUGAAAAGACAAAGGCACAAAUACCAUAUAUUACCGCCACAGACCAGCCAGUAAUACCAUCUGUGAUGGAUUUACUGUGCGACUCGUCGCCUCUCCAGUGGUGGUACCUCAAUGCUCAUUUGCGCGAUCGAAAGGGAGAAAAGGAGUUUUCCUUUUUUGCGUCUUUCUUUCGCCAAAAGAGAGGAUUUGAUUCAUAUAAAGAUCAAGAGUACUCGAGUGCUUGUACGUGGGCUUUGAUCGAUGUAGGUGAGGAAAAGUACUAUGCUGACAGUUUACUUGAUCAUAAGGCGACAUCAAUCAUUGCUGAGCGACUAGAGGUGUCUUCGAAUAGUGGGAGUGAUAUUAAUCAUUCGGAGAGUGUAAUUUUGGAAAUGGCCAAGAAGGGGCAUCUUCCUCGACCAGAUAGAGCGAUGAAAAGAGCUGCUGUAUACAACAAGAGUCGCCUCGAAAUCAAUUAUGAUGAUGAAUGCAGGAUUACCGGAGAGGGAGAUGGAGAUAAACGUAGGUACACUGUUCAUCAUCACAACCCUUUGAGGGGUAUUACAGUGGAUUUGGAAUUCUCUGCAAGAACAGGCCCUGUUUUACAUGGCAAUGAUGGUAUCGUGAACAAUAUGUUCUAUUACUAUUAUCCAUCUAUGGAAGUUAAAGGACGGAUACAAAUAGGAGAUUUGAUCACCUAUGUUGAGGGUGAUGGAUGGUAUGAUCGGGAAUAUGGAGGAUCUGAGGACGAGACGGGAAGGGAUGCUCUUGAUAGUUGGACCUGGUUUUCUCUACGACUUUCAAAUGGCUCGCAGCUCAGCAUAUUCGAUAUUGUAGAUGCUGUGACUGGUAAGAAGAAAGAAAUUCUUGCGGUCCUUACUUCGGAUAAUGGUGAAAGACGUCUCUGUCAUGAUAUUACAGUAAACGAAAGCGAUUGGUGGACAAGCUUGGUAACGUUUCUUGAGUACCCCUUGAAAUAUCACAUUGAGGUGCCAUCUCUUGGAGUAUCGCUUGAUGUACGUGCCGCAUUUUCGCAUCAAGAAUUUGUUACUGUUGUGGUAUCAGGAGGUUUCUACGAAGGGCGUGUGAACGGGGAUGGAAAGUGCAAUGGUAGCCCUGUGAAUGUGAUUGGGUUUUGUGAGCAGAAGUGUUUUAAUUCAAAGGGUGAUAUUUCGAAAUUGUUGAAAAAUGUAGGUCGUUUUGUGGGAAAAACUCUUUCCAACAUAUAUCCUUUGGAGACAACAGACGAAUGGAUUGCCCAAAAUGUGCUGGGCCGUUAUUGUACUCACAAAGGCGUUGUUUCACGAGAUGUAUGUGACACAUUGUUCCGUCCAAUUCGUUCUAUUAUCGAUAGAGGUGGGAAAGCGUGGCGCAGUUUGGUACUUGUUUCAAGUUGCAAUGCCCUUUCACGUGAUUAUUUUGAUUGCACGAGAUAUAUUGCUAUUGCAGAGCUUCUUCAUGUGGGGUCUCUUGUUAUCGAUGAUAUUGAAGAUGAGUCUACGAUUCGUCGUGGAGGUAGAACUGCUCAUAUUGAUUUCGGCGUUCCUAUAGCGAUAAACGCUGGGACAGCGUGUUAUUUUAUGGCUGUUUCCCUAGCUGAAGUUCAUUUACUUCCUGUUGAAAAGGCUAAUCGUGUGUAUGAGCUAUAUUUUGAUGUAAUGAAAGCAGGUCAUGCUGGACAGGGAUUGGACAUUCGUGGUUUGGGCUCUCUGAUGCCUGACGUUGUUCGGACUGGUAACUCAAUUCCUCUUCAUGAUGCCCUGCAGGCUAUUCACACUUACAAAACAGGAGCGGUCGCAGGUGCAAUAUGUCAUGUUGCGUGCAUUUUGUGUGAUGCAAAUAAGGAGGUAACAUCAGCUAUGGAGAGUUUUGGACUAAGUCUUGGUUUAGCAUUUCAAAUCGUUGAUGAUGCGUUGAACGUUAAGGGGUUUGAAGGAGAUCUCAAAGAGGCCGGGGAGGAUAUCCGUGAUGGUAAAAUCACGUACCCUGUUGCGAAGGCAAUGGGAAGGUUAACUCUUUCUCAAAGAGAGCGUAUUUGGGAAAUUUUACAAGAGCACACAUCAGACUGUGGUAAGAUUAAAGAAGUCGUGGACCUGCUUAACAGUGUUAAUGCGAUUGAUGAUUGCCUAGAGGAAGCAAGGAAUAUUGUCGAUGAAAAAUGGGAGGUUCUUGAUCCUCUUCUUGAAGAUUCGCUACCAAAAGUGAUGAUGCGAACAUUUUGUGCAUUUCUUACCAACCGGGCGUACUAG